AUGUGCCAAAAAUCUUACGCCAUUCAGCUCAUGUAUAGUGCCCCAAGGCAGAUUAAGACCCAGAGGCUCCGGAAUGUCAGGCAUCGCACGUCGGUUCUCAGUGGAAAGGUAGCUAAGCUGAAAAGGAAAGCAAGGAAAUACGAUCAGAGCUAUAAAACCAUUCAUUUUGCUCUGAUGGAUUAUCUCAAUGAACAGCCGACCCAGAACCAACAACUCCAAAUUAAUGGUGGAUUGUUAGGUCUGAGAACUGCUAUCAAUGAGAUGUCUGCAGCUAUGGCUGAUGUUUCUGUUAGGACAGUAUCUAGUAAUAUCAAGGAGAAAGAGAGCAAGGAGGAGGAGGGGGAGGACGAGGAGGAGGCAACCGAAGAAGACGAGACGACACAGAAGAGAUAG
Penicillium paradoxum is the source of this 393-nucleotide messenger RNA. RefSeq lists its product as uncharacterized. The coding region runs from base 1 to 393 and encodes 130 amino acids. The transcript has 2 exons. The record is from RefSeq and is a predicted model, not a curated record. Lineage: Eukaryota; Fungi; Ascomycota; Eurotiomycetes; Eurotiales; Aspergillaceae.